AUGCCCACCGCGAAGGUGACGGAGAAGGAGGCGGCGUGCGUGACGGCGCUCAAGGGCGAGUACCCGGCCAGCAAGGCCGACCCCGCAGAUGCCGGCUUCCUCAGCGACAGCACGUACCUCCGCUUUGCACGUGCGCACGAUGGCAACGUCAAGAAGGCUUCUGAGCUGCUUGGUGCCACCUUGAGGUGGCGCAAGCAGACCAAACCCUACGCCAUCACCAUGGAGGAGGUCCAAAACGCGAUGAAGCAGACAACCAUGUACUGCGGUGGCCGCUGUAACAUUGGGUGUCCCGUGAUUGCGAUGGUCCCCGGCAUGCAGAACGACUGCACCGUCGAGGAGAGAACGAAGCAGCUGGUGUACAUAAUGGAGGAGACCCACCGCAAGGGCUACGAGCGCAUCACCUGGAUCAUCGACUUUGGUGCCAUGGGCAGUCACCGCGAUGAGCGCAGCAAGGAGGCGCGCAAGGAGACAAUGAAGAUUUUGCAGGACUACUACCCGGAGCGCAUGGCACGCAUCCUGCUCUACCGGACGCCGUGGUAUAUUCGCAUGUUACUCGGUGCUGCCAAGAUGUUCAUGGAUGCCCGGACCGCGGCGAAGGUCUACAACGCUGGGAGAACUAUUGAGGCGCUGGAAAAGUUCGUUGACCGCGACCAGGUGCCGCCGGUCUGCGGUGGUACAAUGAAGGGCUCCGCCUUGUCGCACCUCGAGGAGCUGCCGAGCCUAAACAGCGAGUAG
Molecule: messenger RNA, 735 nt
Organism: Leishmania major strain Friedlin
Lineage: Eukaryota; Euglenozoa; Kinetoplastea; Trypanosomatida; Trypanosomatidae
Exons: 1
Coding region: 1-735 (244 amino acids)
Molecular function (GO): phosphatidylinositol transfer activity
Source: RefSeq, a predicted model, not a curated record